GAUGGAGUCCCGCCCCGGCCCCGCCCCUCCUCGCCCCGCGCCGCCGUUGCUCGCAGACCGAGGGGCGGCCAGCGGAGGAGGAGGGCAUGGUGCGGUCGCUCAACUCCAUCGUGGCCGUGUGUCAGAACAUGGGCAUCGGGAAGGAUGGGAGCCUGCCCUGGCCCCCGCUGAGGAAUGAGUACAAGUACUUCCAGAGAAUGACCAGCACCUCCCACGUGGAAGGCAAACAGAAUGCACUGAUAAUGGGUAAAAAAACCUGGUUCUCCAUUCCUGAGAAGAAUCGUCCUCUAAAAGACAGAAUUAAUAUAGUGCUCAGCAGGGAGCUCAAGGAAGCCCCAAAAGGAGCACAUUAUCUUUCUAAAAGCCUGGAUGAUGCCUUAGCUCUUUUGGAUUCACCAGAAUUAAAAAGUAAAGUAGACAUGGUUUGGAUUGUUGGAGGCACGUCGGUUUAUAAGGCAGCAAUGGAGAAACCCAUUAAUCAUCGACUGUUUGUGACAAGAAUUUUGCAUGAAUUUGAAAGCGACACAUUUUUUCCAGAAAUUGACUGUGAAGACUUCAAACUUCUCACGGAAUACCCAGGUGUCCCUGCUGAUAUUCAGGAAGAGAAUGGCAUAAAAUACAAAUUCGAAGUGUAUGAAAAAUGUGUCUUGGCACAAUAAAAACAAAGCUUUCUUUAGUUCUAUAUGCAACCAGGCAUUUUAAAUUAUGAAAUCUUAUUGACUGAAAGUACAUAUUACAUACAUAUUACAUCACUGUGAGAAAAUCCUACUUGACAGUACAGUACCUCAGCUGUGAGAGAUCCCAGGAAAGGCAGCCCACAUUUUGAAUCUGUACCCUGCAGUGGAAGUAUGAGCAUGGUCAGCAGAAUUUACAGCUCCCACUCUGACAGUGAGAGUCUGCAAGGAGGGAUCCUUACCUCCCUUUCAUUGCUGAUCAAUCUGAGAGCAGGAGAGGUUUUUUUUUUGGUUUUUUUUUUUUUAAUUUUAACCCCCAAAACUGUGCUGACUGUUUCCCCAAAGUAUUUUUAAAUCAUCAUCUUAUGAAACCGUUUUGUGGGAAAUUCAAGUAAUGUUGCCCUUAACUGAUGCCACUAGGUCUCCAUUCUAACAUCAGCAAGGGUUGCAGUGGACAAUUGCAAGUUGAUGCUAUUUAUGGCUGUUCUGCAGGACAUAACAUUGGCCAGUUUUCUAAGGGAAGUUUAAACCUUCAUUUUGCAUGCUUUUGAAAAGCAAUAAGCAAGCCUCAUGUAUAAGAGAAAAACACAUAAAGUAUCAGCUUUGAACACCCGCUGAAUUUCCCAUGGCAGUUCUAUGGCAGUAGACUGAUGCAAAGAAUACUUUUUGUUGUCUCAGUUUUCUCUGUGUUCCUUUUUCAGAUUUAAAAAUGUAAGUACUUUGCUAUGCUGAUCUUCUUUUUCCAUAUGUGCUUUUUACAUCAAUAAAGAUUUAAAUAUCAAUAUAA
Messenger RNA from Numida meleagris (helmeted guineafowl), 1461 nucleotides. It is a transcript of the gene DHFR, whose product is annotated as dihydrofolate reductase. Gene Ontology annotation, cellular component: mitochondrion. Gene Ontology annotation, molecular function: dihydrofolate reductase activity; NADP binding. The record is from RefSeq and is a predicted model, not a curated record. Gene Ontology annotation, biological process: folic acid metabolic process; dihydrofolate metabolic process; glycine biosynthetic process. NCBI's taxonomy places the organism in Eukaryota, Metazoa, Chordata, Aves, Galliformes, Numididae. Bases 87 to 659 code for a protein of 190 amino acids. The transcript is spliced from 6 exons.